GGUUCGGUGGCUUCGGUCCCGGCGCGGUGAGGCUGUCCGGAGCGGGCCACGCUCUUCCUUCCCUGCUCCGGCCUCGACCACGGCGAGCCUGAGCGCGGCGGCGGCCCACGCGCGGCGACGGGGAGAGAAGUGUUUGUCUCGCUCAGAUGAGCAGCAACAGCAGUAAAAGAGCUCCGACGACAGCGACCCAGCGGCUGAAGCAGGACUAUCUUCGAAUCAAGAAGGACCCGGUGCCUUAUAUCUGUGCUGAGCCCCUCCCUUCCAAUAUUCUUGAAUGGCACUAUGUGGUCCGAGGCCCAGAGAUGACCCCUUAUGAAGGUGGCUAUUAUCAUGGAAAACUAGUUUUUCCCAGAGAAUUUCCUUUUAAACCUCCUAGUAUUUAUAUGAUAACGCCCAAUGGAAGAUUUAAGUGCAAUACAAGGCUGUGUCUUUCCAUCACGGAUUUCCACCCAGACACUUGGAACCCGGCCUGGUCCGUCUCCACCAUCCUGACGGGGCUCCUUAGCUUCAUGGUGGAGAAGGGCCCCACCCUGGGCAGCAUAGAGACGUCGGACUUCACGAAAAGACAACUGGCUGCACAAAGUUUAGCAUUUAAUUUGAAAGACAAAGUCUUCUGUGAAUUAUUCCCUGAAGUCGUGGAGGAAAUUAAACAAAAGCAGAAAGCCCAAGACGAACUCAGUAGCCGACCCCAGGCUCUCCCCUUACCAGAUGUGGUUCCAGAUGGGGAAACACACCAUGGUCAGAAUGGGCUUCAGCUCCUCAAUGGGCACGCACCAGGGGCUGGGCCACACCUUGCGGGGCUCCAGCAGGCCAACCGGCACCACGGACUCCUGGGCGGCGCCCUGGCGAACUUGUUUGUUAUAGUUGGGUUUGCGGCUUUUGCCUACACGGUCAAGUACGUGCUGAGAAGCAUAGCGCAGGAGUGAGCCAUGUGCCACGGCCGGCAGAAGUGGUCAAAAACGAGGGACACUGGGCCCGAGCUUGCUGUGGGCUGGCUGGACGUGCUGCCGAGCGCAGGGUGCACCUGCCUGACUCCGGGGUUAGCUUUUUAAAAACCUUGAAAAGGAAAACAGAAACCAAAGUGUGUAACUUGGAUUUAGAGGCGAUGCAAGGUUCUCAGCUCCCCGUCCUCGCGCUGGGGUUGGUUGGGGACCAUGGAGCUUGGGUGUCGAGGAGGGGCCUCAUGCUUUGGUUUUAUAGUUUAUCUCCUGUAUCGUCUUUUGGACCUGUUUUAGUAAACCUGUUUUUCAUUUUAUUAGAUUUGGUCACUUAAAAAUACAAAACUCGAUUAUCAAAUAAUUUGCGUGCAUUCUUGGUCCAGUGGAGCCCUCCCUGGCUCACCAGGUGGGAGAAGUUCCCACAGCUGCACCUGGCUGGCAGGGGCAGGGGGCCUGGCCGUGGGGCCCAGGGGCUGGCCAAGGACAGCCACAGAUGGGGUCCAGGAGACGUGGGGUUUGGCCUCAGCAUUUGAAAUGUGUUUGUGUUCACCUGGAAGGAAGCAGUCCCUCCUAGGAAAGUGGGUUCUUUGUUUUGCUGAAGUUGAAAUUCAGCAUUUGCUUGCUGUGUGACCACAAGGUGGCACCCUUUACUCGAAGAGCCAGGGUGUCCUGUGUGGUCCCUGAGGCUGCUUUCACCUUACCCCCCACCCCCUUGCCUCCACACCCAGGCUGGGGCCCCCACUGCCACCUCCAGGUUCCCGGAUGCUGCAGGGGUGGCCCUUGGUGCCUGCAGGACAUCUCCUCUGACCCCAGCGGCCCGCUGGGGGUCUGCACCCGACAGCCGGCUUCUGUGCACCUCGGGGUCUCCUCACACUUGGUCCAGGUCUUUGCUUUACCCUAAAGAUAGGCUCCCAUGUUCCUUUUCGCAGCUGAUCCGUGUCUGGUAUGGGCUCUGCCCUGGAAGACCACACAGGGACUGGGCAUCACGGGACGUGACGGCUGCCCAGGAAGGGCAGGGCCGGUGCGGGGGGAGAUGGCUCCCUGGCUGCUGACAUCUUCCAUCCAGUGCCUGUGUGGUGAUUUCACUUGGCGUCAUUUGAAAGCACUGUGUCUGCGGGUCCCGGGCUGAGGUGCCCUGAUCCCACUCCAGGGGCCACAGGGGCCUCAAGUGAAGCCACGGACUUGUGCAUCUUUGACAGCCUUUGGUUUUUGAUCCGUUUAUUUAAAAUUCCUCUAUGAUUUACCACUUGAGUGUAUUUAACCUGCUCUUGUGAAGAAAAAUCUUUCAUUAUAUCUUUGUUCCUAAA
Messenger RNA from Ailuropoda melanoleuca (giant panda), 2245 nucleotides. It is a transcript of the gene UBE2J2, whose product is annotated as ubiquitin conjugating enzyme E2 J2. The record is from RefSeq and is a predicted model, not a curated record. Lineage: Eukaryota; Metazoa; Chordata; Mammalia; Carnivora; Ursidae. The coding region runs from base 147 to 926 and encodes 259 amino acids. The transcript has 7 exons.